Molecule: messenger RNA, 1997 nt
Organism: Urocitellus parryii (Arctic ground squirrel)
Lineage: Eukaryota; Metazoa; Chordata; Mammalia; Rodentia; Sciuridae
Gene: Kcnk5
Product: potassium two pore domain channel subfamily K member 5
Biological process (GO): potassium ion transmembrane transport; stabilization of membrane potential
Cellular component (GO): plasma membrane
Molecular function (GO): outward rectifier potassium channel activity; potassium ion leak channel activity
Source: RefSeq, a predicted model, not a curated record
CCUCUGCUCCUCACGCCCGGAGGUUCAGGGCGCCUUGGAUCCCAUUGGUGUUGGCCCACCCGGCCCGCGUGAGCGGGGCCGCAUCAAUUCCCCGCGCUUAGAGGGCCAACUUGGCCGAGCAACUUUGUCCCGGGAGCGGCGCUUGGGGGACGGGGUACUGCGCAUGCGGAGCUCCAAAUUCAAACAGCUGUUUCCAGAGGCUGCAGGGCCGGCUGACCCGGAGCCGCUGGGGCUGGGGGAAAGUUUCGCGUCGAGGCGGCCGCUAGGGAGCCAUGGUGGACCGGGGCCCACUGCUCACUUCGGCCAUCAUCUUCUACCUGGCCAUCGGGGCGGCGAUCUUCGAAGUGCUCGAGGAGCCGCACUGGAAAGAGGCCAAGAAAAACUACACUACACAGAAGCUGCAUCUGCUCAAGGAGUUCCCGUGCCUGGGCCAGGAAGGCUUGGACAAGAUCCUGCAGGUAGUAUCUGAUGCUGCAGAGCAGGGCGUGGCCAUCACAGGGAACCAGACCUUCAACAACUGGAACUGGCCAAAUGCGAUGAUUUUUGCAGCCACGGUCAUCACCACCAUUGGUUAUGGCAAUGUGGCCCCCAAGACCCCCGCCGGGCGCCUCUUCUGUGUCUUCUACGGUCUCUUUGGGGUACCUCUCUGUCUGACCUGGAUCAGUGCCUUGGGAAAGUUCUUCGGAGGACGUGCCAAGAGGCUGGGCCAGUUCCUCACCAGGAGAGGCAUGAGCUUGCGGAAGGCGCAGAUCACGUGCACGGCCAUCUUCAUCGUGUGGGGCGUCCUGGUCCACCUGGUGAUCCCGCCCUUCGUGUUCAUGGUGACCGAGGAGUGGGACUACAUCGGUGGCCUCUACUACUCCUUCAUCACCAUCUCCACCAUCGGCUUUGGUGACUUUGUGGCUGGUGUGAACCCCAGUGCCAACUACCACGCCUUGUACCGGUACUUUGUGGAGCUCUGGAUCUACCUGGGGCUGGCCUGGCUGUCCCUCUUUGUCAACUGGAAGGUGAGCAUGUUUGUGGAGGUCCACAAAGCCAUUAAGAAGAGGCGGAGACGGCGGAAGGAGUCCUUCGAGAGCUCCCCACACUCCCGGAAAGCCCUGGGGAUGGCAGGCGGCGCGGCCUCCAAGGACGUCAACAUCUUCAGCUUCCUGUCCAAAAAGGAAGAGACCUACAACGACCUCAUCAAGCAGAUCGGGAAGAAGGCCAUGAAGACCAGUGGGGGUGGGGAGAGGGUCCCAGGACCUGGGCUGGGGCCUCCGGGGGCUGGGCUGCCCGCGCUCCCCGCCUCCCGGGCGUCCCUGGUGGUCUACACCAAGAACCGCGCCCCCAGCUUGGAAGAGGUGUCACAGACGCUCAGGAGCAAAGGGCACGUGUCGAGGCCCCCUGGAGAGGAGGACCAGCCGCAGGCCCCCGAGGACAGCUCCCCAACCUCCGAGGUGUUCAUCAACCAGCUGGACCGCAUCAGCGAGGAGGACGAGCCCUGGGGGGCCCGGGACUACCACCCGCUCAUCUUCCAGAACGCCAGCAUUGCCUUUGUGAACGAGGAGGCCAGCCUCCUGGACGAGGACACCUCUAAGUCCUCUCUGGAGGACAACCUGGUGGGGGAGGAGCAGCCCCAGGAGGGGGACGCCACCCAGGUGCCCCUGAACAUGGGCAAGUUCCCCUCGUCGGAUGAGUCCACCUUCACCAGCACCGAGUCGGAGCUUUCUGUGCCUUACGAGCAGCUGAUGAACGAGUACAAUAAGGCAAACAGCCCCAAAGGCACCUGAGGCGGGCCGGCUCCUCACCCCACCUUUGAUGGCUCUUCCCUUCACCCCGGGGUGUCCCGCGGUGGCCAAGAGCCCGGGCUCCUGGUCGGGCAGCCCUGCAGCUGGGAGUGGGGAGCCAGGGGCCUUCCUUUUCCUCUGUCCCCUCCAGUUGGUUGCCCCGAUGGAACAUGGCGCAUGCCCAGGACAGGGCCUCUGCUCUCUGCUGAGCAGCACCCUAGUGUAGGG